AUGGAGGACGCUAACCCAUCGUUUCAAAAUCUACCUGAUAGUAAUGUAGUCACCCAUAAUAGAAGUGAUGCUAGGGCUCGUGGUGAUACUGUGACCUUACCAUCGGAUCCUGCUAUUGGUGACUUUGAUGAGUUUCAAACUCAUAGAGGAGGCUCCUCGCAAGUUAGAGAGGGAAGAGGUGGGCGUGGCCAUGGAGGUGGCAGAGGACAGGGCAAGGAGCACAAGUCUUGGGCAGAGGUUGCGGCACCAUCUAUUCGCUCUACUGUUCCUCUAAGGUAUGUUCCACCUAUUCGAAAUGAGGGGUAUGUUAGUGUCGAGUUACCUCCUCAACUCCCUUGGAAAAUGGGAUUCAUGCCUAAUUGUUGUAAAUCGGUCCUUGAGGGUGGGCCAUGGUAUGUUGGGGGGUUCAAUUUAAUCUUAAAACAGUGGACCAGGAUGAUGAAACUCACUAAGGAGAAAGCUACAAAAGUUCCUGUGUGGGUUAGGCUAUUUAAUGUACCUUUGGAAUAUUGGGAUAAUGAUGGUCUGAGUCGAAUUGCAAGUGCUGUGGGAGUUCCUUUAUUCAUGGACCAUCUUAUUGAGGAGGGUAGUAGAGUGUCCUUUGCUAGAGUGUGUGUUGAAAUUGAGGCCUCCUCCAACUUACCAGCUAUGUUCAAUAUCAGUUGUGGAGGAAACACCAUUGUAGUGAGAGUGGAAUACCAGGGUCUCCCAGCCAAGUGUGAUCAUUGCAUAGCUUUUGGACAUAACACAUCUAAAUGUGAUAAAACACAAGUUGAGCAUUUGGUUAACCUCCAAAAAGAAACUGAAGAUAAUCCAGACCCUGGAUGGAGCACAGUUAAAGCAAAGGGUAAGAGGAAGGUGGGGGAUCCUGAACCUGUACCUGAACCUAUAGUGCAGAAUGAGGAAGCAGUGGUGCAAUUGGAAGAAAUUACAGAGAAUCUGGAAGUUGGUCUGGACAAUAGUAACAAUAUAGUUUUAAUAAGCAGACCAGUUGGGUUGAAUGAGCCUAGUGUUAGUGAUAAAAUUGAGUCUAGCCAUGAUGGGGAGAUUGAUGCACCCAACAUAGCACACCUGGAGGGAUUUCAGAAGGAACUGGUAGAGCUAACUAAGCUUGCCCUACCCCAUGACACUGAAUUGAUUACUAAAGUGGAAAAUCUGGUGGCAUCAACUCAAGCACAGAACACUCCAGCAAAGAAGCAGAUCCAACAAAAAUCAACUGCAAAAGGUAGUUCCUCUGGUAAGGGUAAAAGCCAGAGGAAAAAACAAAGAGGUUUCAAUGACUCCUCUAGACAUAAGGAAGUUAAAAGAUUUUUGUUAAAUGAAGAUGUUAAAGUCUUGGGCAUUUUGGAGACCAAAAUAAAAGCUGUGAAUGAAAAUGCCAUCUUUUCUUCUUGCUUUAAUAACUGGACAUUUUUGUCUAACUCUCAACCCACUAAAACUGGGCCUUGUUUUGUGUAUGCUGAGAAUAAACAUACUAUCAGGAAAGAGUUUUUUGAGUACAUGGUCAAAAUCUCCCAGUCUCAGUCCAAUUACCCCCUAGUUUUCUUGGGGGACUUUAAUGCCACUAGGUACCAAUAUGAAAAGUUUGAGAGCUCACCUUCCUGGUCUGCUGAGAAAGAGGAAUUUAAUUCACAUAUUAUUCAAUCUGAUUUGGUGGACCUGUCCUAUGGUGGUUGCCAAUUUACCUGGGCUAACAAGAGAGUGAGUGGUGAGUAUAUUGCUACCAAAAUAGAUAGGGUCCUGGUUAAUGAGGGGUGGCUUGACCUUUACCCUACCUCAACAGGAAAUUUCCUUACCUCAUCCAUCUCUGACCAUUCACCUGCUGUGGUUACUGUGUCUGAUGUUGUGGUUUCUUUUAAGAAACCUUUCAAAUUUUUUGACUUCUGGUUGGAUCAUGAGGAGUUCCUCCCUGCUGUAUCUCAGAUUUGGAACGAAUAUAUUAGGGGUGUUCCUAUGUUCAGAGUUUGCCAAAAACUCCGACAACUGAAACCUGUGUUUAAAUCUAUGAACAAAAAGAAAUUUAGUGAUAACACUAGAGUUUUGGCCACCAGAUCUGAGUUGAAUUCUGUGCAAUGGAAGUUGGAUAAGGACCCUAGUAAUCUUGACUUGCAGAGCCAUGAAAGUACCCUCUACAAGCAGUAUGUUGAUCUUACUAUUGUUGAGGAGAGUUUGCUCAUCAAAAAUCUAAGGGGCAAAAUUCUCAAAAUUGAAUUGCAGGAUGGGCGUUGUUCUAAUAAGUUAGAGGAUAUUCAAAGUGCUUUUAUAACAUUCUACUCUGACUUAUUUGGGACUCCUAUUAAUGACCACUAUGGUGGUUUUGAUAGGAUCAAUUCCCUUGUUAAGUCUAAGGUUUCCACUGAUCAAGCAUUGCUUCUUGCUAGGCCUGUGACUGACUUGGAGAUUAAGGAUGUAUUUUGGUCCCUUAAACCCAACAAGGCCCCUGGCCUUGAUGGGUAUUCGGCUGGUUUCUUCAAAAAAUCUUGGUCCAUUGUUGGGAAAGAGGUUACCCAAGCUAUCAGAACCUUCUUUGAGCCUGGUAAACUUCUCUCUAAAGUUAAUAGCACCAUAAUAGCCCUUAUUCCUAAAGUUCCUAAUCCUGUGAGGGUUGAGGAUUAUAGACCCAUCUCCUGCUGUAACACUAUUUAUAAGUGUAUAGCGAAAAUCAUUGCUAAUAGGGUAAAAGUGGUCCUUCCUGACCUCAUUGAUCCUGUGCAAUCUGCUUUUGUUCAAGGUAGGAGGAUCUCUGAUAAUAUUUUCUUGUCUCAAGAGCUUAUGAGAGGGUAUCAUAAGAGUUCACCCACUCCCAGGUGUGCAAUGAAGGUGGACAUUAUGAAAGCUUAUGAUAGUGUGAGAUGGGAGUUCAUUAUUGAUAUUCUUAAAGCUAUGGAUUUUCCUCCCAUCAUGACCUCUUGGAUUAAGGCCUGUAUUACUAGCCCUUCAUUUUCUGUGUGUAUUAAUGGGAGCCUACAUAGUUACUUCAAGGGUGCUAGAGGUCUUAGACAGGGAGAUCCCAUGUCUCCUUAUUUGCUUGUAUUGGCUAUGGAGAUUCUUGCUAGAAUUUUUGAUGAGAAAUCCAAUCAUCCCCUCUUCAAGUUUCAUUGGAGGUGUGAGAAAGCUAAGAUUGUGAAUCUCUGCUUUGCUGAUGAUGGAUGUUCCUACUGUUAA
Messenger RNA from Camellia sinensis, 3165 nucleotides. Lineage: Eukaryota; Viridiplantae; Streptophyta; Magnoliopsida; Ericales; Theaceae. The record is from RefSeq and is a predicted model, not a curated record.